Echinostoma caproni is the source of this 963-nucleotide messenger RNA. Lineage: Eukaryota; Metazoa; Platyhelminthes; Trematoda; Plagiorchiida; Echinostomatidae. The record is from the annotation of a GenBank genome assembly.
AUGUACGUUUUUGAUAGGAAAACAAAACUGCUCCAGAGGAAUCGCUCCGCUGACCUCCCCGAUCCGCACACUUACGAUUAUGUCAAAGAGGAAAUAGCUUAUCGAUUGGCAGACCGUGUCUCUGAUAUUUCAAGGAAGUUCGUGAUUGGCGUGGAUCUGGGUUGCGGUCGGGGUCAUUUGUCCAAAUACAUUUCCAGCGAGUCAGUGAAUGUGCUAUUUCAGUGUGAUAGUGCGCUUCGUGUGCUGAAACAAGCGCCCCCAUCUUCAGACGUAUUAACGUCGAAUGUGAACGUGGAUGAGGAAUCCCUUCCCUUUCGUCCCGGAUCGGUGGACUUAAUGUUGAGCUGUUUGAGCCUUCACUGGGUGAAUGAUUUACCCGGUGUUUUGAAAAAGAUCCUCUAUUGUUUGAAAAAUGAUGGCUGUUUCCUGGGUGUGAUGUCUGCCUCAGACACCCUAUUCGAGCUCCGGCUCUCACUACAGCUAGCCGAAUUGGAUCGGUUGGGCGGAUUCAGUCCUCACAUUAGUCCGUUCACGGACAAUGUGGAUAUGGGCGAUCUCUUACAUCGAGCUGGGUUCAAUUUGAUCACCCUGGAUGUGGAGGAGUUUGUGAUUCAUUAUCCUAACAUGUUUUGUCUGAUGGACGACUUGCGUAACAUGGGAGAAUCCAAUGCCGCGUUGAAUCGUCCUCUGCACAUGCAUCGUGAUGUCCUGUUGGCCGCGUCCGCAAUUUACGAUGAACGUUUCGGUACUACGCGUCAGGAUGGUGAGCCGGGUGAACGAUGUAUUCCUGCCACCUACCGCCUACUUUAUUUUAUCGGUUGGAAACCCGAUCCAUCACAGCCCAAGCCACUACCCCGUGGCAGUGCCAAAUAUUCCCUCAAAGAUAUCGGUAAAAUUGAUCAGAUCGCUAAAGAAUUCGAGGCCGAAAUGGCUGCAUCGGGGAAAAAAGAGAAACCCAAUUGA